UGGUUCUAUCUUCUGUUAUCGGUAUUAUUCAUCAUCAUCGAGUCUGGUCAUCUUUCUUGCUCUUGCUUAGACUCCUACUGCCGCUCAUACAUCUCUAUCGUUGUUGUUGCUGUUGCUGUUGCUGUUGCUGUUGUUAUUGCCGUUGCCACUAUCUGCCGUCAUUGUCUGCGCGAGGAAGGAACGACCAAAGAGAGAGAUUGGAAGCAAGCGAUAUACCCGGAGAUAUUUUUGUUCGCGGAGGUGAAGUCGGAUCAAUCAACUGUGAGGUUGAGGUGAAGUCGAACUAUCGGACCUUCAUUUGAAGUCUACCUACCACCGCGAUCGUGAGCUUCAUUGACGUACAUCGCCUACACUACUACCACACCAACCGACCGAGGUAUAUCCCGGACUGCUAUAACACCCACUCAGAUACACACGCAUCGACUUCACUCCAUCGAGCGCACAGCUUUCACACCGCGUCUCUUUGACUGCUCUCCUAGCGAGACACUCCAGUCACCUCAUCUCACCUCACUCACCCCAUUGUCCAUACCCACCACACACACAAUGGCCGGCAAAUCCCCACCCAUGAUGAAGCUGAAGCUGGCCACAUCCGGCACAAAAAUCAGCCAAAACGCCCCCUACCCCCGCGGUCUCUCCUCCCGCACCCUCCAACGCCAGGCCGCAGCAUCCACCUCCUUCCCCAACGACACCCUCUCCCAACUCACCACCCCCCCAACCACCACCCCCCGCCCCAAACUCCCCCCCCUCUCCAUCCUCCCCCUCCCCCUCCUCCUCCGCAACAUCCUCAUCUCCUCCAUCUCCUCCUCUCGCCUCCUCCUCCCCCCCUCCCUCGCAAUCCUCUCCUACCUCGCCUCCUCCCCCUCCGCCUUCCUAAACCCCGACCGCAACCCCCUCCUCCGCGCCCUCCUCAAGCGCACCUUCUACGCCCACUUCUGCGCCGGCGAGACCCCCACCGAAGUCUCCCGCACCAUCGACUCCCUAAAGUCCAUGGGCUACAAAGGCGUCAUGCUCUGCUACGCCCGUGAAGUCGUCCUCGACGCCAACGCCGCCGCUGCCCUCGAAGCAUCAGGCGGGAAAGCCACCGCGGCAACAAUCACAAACGAAAUCCUCCCCUGGAAACAAGGGACUCUCAAGACCGUCUCCCUCGUCGCCCCCGGCGGAUUCGUGGCUGUCAAACUCACAGGCGCGGGAAGCCAAGCCCUCUACAACCUCUCGCACAACCUCGCACCCAGCCCCGCUCUCGAAGACGCAAUCACAUCCGUCUGUGACCUCGCUGCGGCCCGCGGCGUCCGCCUCGUAUUCGACGCUGAGCAGGCCGCGCUCCAGACUGGCAUCGACUCCUGGGUCCUCGAUCUGAUGAGGCGCUACAACAAGGAAUCCGCGGUGGUCUACUCAACAUACCAAGCCUACCUCAAGGGCUGCCCCGCAGUCCUCGCGCGCCACCUCGCCGUCGCAAGAAAGGAGGGGUUCGUGGCCGGCGUGAAAUUAGUGAGGGGGGCGUAUAUCAACUCCGAUCCACGACACCUCAUCAACGACACGAAGGAGGACACGGAUAUAAUGUACGACGCCCUCGCCGAGUCCGUCCUGCGCCGCACCUACAACUCUGUUCUCCUCCCUGCAAGUACCGAAGAAGCAGACAAAUUCCCAGAAGUCAGCCUCGCCCUCGCCUCGCACAAUCCCGAGUCAGUCCGCCGCGCCAUGGCCGUCCAAGAAUCCCAAGCCGCCAAGGGCGAAGCACGCGUAGAACUCGUAUACGGCCAACUCCAGGGUAUGGCUGACGAAGUGAGCUGCGAGCUUGUCCAGCGCGCUGUCGAGGUCGAGGGACAGGUCGUCGUGGGGGGGGAGGAGAAGACGGUGGUGCCGCAGGCGUAUAAGUACCUGGUUUGGGGGACGACGGGGGAAUGUAUGAAGUACCUUGCCCGCAGGGGGCAGGAGAAUAAGGAUGCGGUUGAGCGCACUAGGGAGGGGAGGGAUUUGAUGGCUAGGGAGGCGGUGAGGAGGGUUAGGGGGGUUUUUGGGUGGUAGAUUUUUUUUCUUCCUUCUUCUUUCCGUUUCGAGUUGGGGGAGUACAGACGGUAUUGAAAAUGCGAGAUUUGGUGGAUUUGGAAAAUGGGGGGAGGCGGGGGGUGAAGUUGAUUCGUGUUUUUUGCAAUACAAAGCGCUAGAUUGGAGCGUUUGUUGGGAGUUCGGGAAGAUUGUCAUCGCGUUUUGGUUUUUUUUUUGGGAAGCUCAUCAUCUUACCAUUUUUGGUAUUGGAGCUGGGAGUUUUUUUGAAGUUUGUUUUGCUCAGCGAUCCUGUUCUCAUGGGAAAGAAUGAUAGAGAAGCAAAGAUUGGUUUUGAGUUUUGAGAAUUUUAAUUUAUAAUUUCAUGAAAUGAAAUGAGCUUGCUGUGUGUCUUUGUUUGGUGUUGAGUGAGGUGUUUUUUUGGGUUGAUGGCGUGGGGUGGGAUAUUUUGGGGUCUGGAGUUUCUGGUGAUGAGGGGGGUGUGGUAGUACGAGUCCUAAAUGGGGGAAUAAUGAUGAUAGAGAGGGAAGAUGAUGAAAUACGGUGUCUUUGGUGCUGAGUGGAUUGUUGUGGUUUCAGUCGUGAGGGUGCACACUUUGGGGGUUCCAGCCUUGGUUGUGACGAUGAGGGUAGUCUCCAUUCCUCAUCCCCAAAUAUAACAACUUUUACUUUCAAAGCUUUCGG
Molecule: messenger RNA, 2688 nt
Organism: Pseudogymnoascus verrucosus
Lineage: Eukaryota; Fungi; Ascomycota; Leotiomycetes; Thelebolales; Thelebolaceae
Gene: PUT1
Product: proline dehydrogenase
Exons: 1
Coding region: 544-2025 (493 amino acids)
Cellular component (GO): mitochondrion
Molecular function (GO): proline dehydrogenase activity; FAD binding
Source: RefSeq, a predicted model, not a curated record